GGGCUUGGCUAGGAAGGGGCAAGGGAGGGAAAGAGAGAAAGGGAAAACACACAAAAAAAACUUCUUUCUUUCUCUCUCCGUUUAUCUUCAGCCCGACAUUGUCACCUCCUCUUUGAGGGGUUAGAAGAAGCUGAGAUCUCCCGACAGAGCUGGAAAUGCACUGCACUUUGACUAUGGAAACAGAAGCUAUCGAUGGCUAUAUAACGUGUGACAAUGAGCUUUCACCUGAAAGGGAGCACUCCAAUAUGGCAAUUGACCUUACCUCAAGCACACCCAAUGGACAGCAUGCUUCACCAAGUCACAUGACAAGCACAAAUUCAGUAAAGCUCGAAAUGCAGAGUGAUGAAGAGUGUGACAGGAAACCCCUGAGCCGCGAAGAUGAGAUCAGGGGUCAUGAUGAGGGUAGCAGCCUAGAAGAACCCCUCAUUGACAGCAGCGACGUGGCUGACAACAGGAAAGUCCUGGAGCUUCAAGGCGAGGGAGGAAUCCGGCUUCCGAAUGGUAAACUGAAAUGUGACGUCUGUGGCAUGGUUUGCAUUGGGCCCAAUGUGCUUAUGGUACAUAAAAGGAGUCAUACUGGUGAACGGCCCUUCCACUGUAACCAGUGUGGAGCUUCCUUUACUCAGAAGGGCAACCUUCUGAGGCACAUAAAGUUACACUCUGGCGAGAAGCCGUUCAAAUGUCCUUUCUGCAGCUACGCCUGUAGAAGAAGGGACGCCCUCACAGGACACCUCAGGACCCACUCUGUGGGUAAACCUCACAAGUGCAACUACUGUGGACGAAGCUACAAGCAGCGCAGUUCACUGGAGGAGCACAAGGAACGCUGCCACAACUAUCUCCAGACUGUUAGCAUGGAGGCUGCUGGGCAGGUCCUGAGUCACCAUGUACCUCCUAUGGAAGAUUGUAAGGAGCAAGACCCUAUUAUGGACAACAAUAUUUCUCUGGUGCCUUUUGAGAGACCUGCUGUCAUAGAGAAGCUCACGGGGAAUAUGGGAAAACGUAAAAGCUCCACUCCACAAAAGUUUGUGGGGGAAAAGCUCAUGAGAUUCAGCUACCCGGAUAUUCAUUUUGAUAUGAACUUAACAUAUGAGAAGGAGGCUGAGCUGAUGCAGUCUCAUAUGAUGGACCAAGCCAUCAACAAUGCAAUCACCUACCUUGGAGCUGAGGCCCUUCACCCUCUGAUGCAGCACCCGCCAAGCACAAUCGCUGAGGUGGCCCCAGUUAUAAGCUCAGCUUAUACUCAGGUCUAUCAUCCAAAUAGGAUAGAAAGGCCCAUUAGCAGGGAAACCUCUGAUAGUCAUGAAAACAACAUGGAUGGCCCUAUCUCUCUCAUCAGACCAAAGAGUCGACCCCAGGAAAGAGAGGCCUCUCCCAGCAAUAGCUGCCUGGAUUCUACUGACUCAGAAAGCAGCCAUGAUGACCGCCAGUCCUACCAAGGAAACCCUGCCUUAAAUCCCAAGAGGAAACAAAGCCCAGCUUACAUGAAGGAGGAUGUCAAAGCUUUGGAUACCAAGGCUUCUAAGGGCUCUCUGAAGGACAUCUACAAGGUCUUUAAUGGAGAAGGAGAACAGAUUAGGGCCUUCAAGUGUGAGCACUGCCGAGUCCUUUUCCUAGACCAUGUCAUGUACACCAUUCACAUGGGUUGCCAUGGUUACCGGGACCCACUGGAAUGCAACAUCUGUGGCUAUAGAAGCCAGGACCGUUACGAGUUUUCAUCACACAUUGUUCGAGGGGAGCACACAUUCCACUAGGCCUUUUCAUUCCAAAGGGGACCCCUAUGAAGUAAAGAACUGCACAUGAAGAAAUACUGCACUUACAAUCCCAACUCCCCUCAGAUGUUGACAUACUUUUUUUUUUUUUUUUAAUAUUAUUACUGUUGAUAAUUCUUAUUUUGUGAACGCAGUGUCAUUUGCUCUGCCUAAUUACAAUGAGGAAGAAACAGAAGAGUGAAGGGACAGGGGAUAUUGUUUCUUGAUAACUUGGCUUGUCUGUUUUGUAAGGAUUUAAAAGCAGUUCAUUUCUGCUGCACUUAGAUAUAAGGUUUAUCACACUCUGAAAAUCACUUGAUUAAUACAGAUUGACCUAAGAGAUGCUAAUUUGCCACUGAUGUUAGGGAUUAUGAUUGAACACAAGAAAGCUUAGAGUUUCAUGGGCAAGAUUUUCAGUUUAAAAUGGUAUAAUUAAUUUUACUCUUCAGAGAAGAAUUUGUUUCAAAAUGUAAACCUUUUUUUUUUUUUUAAUGCUAGCUAGAGAUCAUGGAACACAAAUCAAACACAUUAUAAUUCUCAGUGCUAACUCGUAGGAUGAGUUGUCUUUGUGGAUUCUAUGUUUACUUUCCCUAUGGAAUUUAUAAUACAGUAUGAUAUACAUUGUAUCAUAUAGUAAAACUUUUCAACUACAGGUAGUUAAGGACCACCUACAAUACAUCUGAGGUCCUCUGAUCAUAUUUUUCUAAACUUAAGCACUGUUUUUCCAUAGUUUUGAUGACUGGCGUUUUAUAGACACCCUGGCAGC
Chrysochloris asiatica (Cape golden mole) is the source of this 2514-nucleotide messenger RNA. It is a transcript of the gene IKZF2, whose product is annotated as IKAROS family zinc finger 2 (Helios). The record is from RefSeq and is a predicted model, not a curated record. The transcript is spliced from 8 exons. Gene Ontology annotation, molecular function: DNA-binding transcription factor activity; RNA polymerase II cis-regulatory region sequence-specific DNA binding. NCBI's taxonomy places the organism in Eukaryota, Metazoa, Chordata, Mammalia, Afrosoricida, Chrysochloridae. The coding region runs from base 156 to 1751 and encodes 531 amino acids. Gene Ontology annotation, biological process: regulation of transcription by RNA polymerase II.